Messenger RNA from Notothenia coriiceps (black rockcod), 1059 nucleotides. Its product is annotated as probable G-protein coupled receptor 160. Gene Ontology annotation, cellular component: plasma membrane; signaling receptor complex. The record is from RefSeq and is a predicted model, not a curated record. The transcript is spliced from 2 exons. Bases 1 to 1059 code for a protein of 352 amino acids. NCBI's taxonomy places the organism in Eukaryota, Metazoa, Chordata, Actinopteri, Perciformes, Nototheniidae.
AUGGAGUGGGAGGCGGAGAUGGGGACCGUGGAAGCAACGAAUCUGGGGGUGUGGCUUAAUAAUUUUGGCCAGGACAAGAAAAGGACGGUCACAUACCACCUCACCAAGGAGGAGGGCCCACCCCACAAUCCAAGGUUCACCUACAGGCAGCAGAGCCUCCUUGAAAACACAAUGAACAUCCCCAUCGCCUCCAUCCUGCGGGGUCUGGGAGGAAAAUGUGUUCUCGACUGGGCGCUGGUGUUCUUCCAGAGGAAACACAUCUGCCGAAGCUUCCUGGGAGUUUUCAGUGUGUCCCUGGCCGUCGUCGACACCCUCCUGACCCUCUCCGUCACCGCCGUGCACCUCCAGGCUGAGGGACACCUCCUGGGCUUAAAGCUGACCCGGUACCACGUGUGUCUACUGGUCCAGAUCCUCGGAGAAGUGUACAGCGCUCUGCAGUGGCCUGUCGUGAUCGUGGCCGGUUUGGACCAUUUCUUCUCCGUCACUCGGAGGUGGCAGGCCUCCAGCAGGUUGAGCCUCUUUGGGAGCGGCCUGCUGUGGAUCCUCUCUGCUCUCUACGUCUUCCUGCUGUCUGACUUCAGGCCCAUCAUGGAGGAAGUGUUUCACAUCCAGAUCCACCAGUGCUGGGUCUUUCACACCUCUCAGAUCCUGCACAUUGCUACAUCUCUCCUCCUGAUCUUGGGCUGUGUCGCGUUGCAUGCUGGGCGCCUGACAUUAAAACAUCCUCCUUUAAAAGAUCAAACUACAGACCAAAGUAGAGCUCACUCCAGAAGAAGUUUUGUUCUCCAGACCCUGCAUAUAUUUCUGAACACAUGGGCUCUGCUCCUGGUGAUCCUGGCCGUGCUCCUCCUGCUGCCUGUGGGGAUACCUGCGUACCUGGGCCUGAACGGAGCCUGGCUCUGCUUCCUCAACAGCCUCCUGAUAGCAGUGGUUUUAUGUGCAGUGUGUCCAGCCUCGCAGCUGGGGCAGGGCGGGGGGGCCGUGCCCCCCGACAGCUUCUGUGAGUGGAGAUUUACACUUAGCCCGCCUUCGGAGGACAGAGCACGAUCACACAGGUAA